GCAAAGGGAGAGAAGAGCGGCUUCACUGGCUGUACUACAGGAAUCCGGAUAUGAUGAAAAUGUUUUAGACGCAACUAUCCGCAGCAAACUACCGCCACUGAACGGCGAAGGCGUCGAGGACUAUUAUUGAUAGUGUUUUUUUUAAAUACAGUCAACCACAUCUGGACAAAGUGAGACUGGGACACACUGGCAACUUAAAAGUUACCGAAAAAAAGUUUUGUUGGACGCUAAGUUCACUCUUUCACCCGGUGACUUGUUCCUCCCCAACGUCUCGGGGAGGAGAGUUGCAGGAAGGAAGGAUGGGAAUAAGUCAGAUUUGAAGCGAGGGAGUUGUCAUGUUUGAAAGCGCUGAGGGCUGAGGAAAGGGAGGAACUUCUUCUGCUCUGUGUGGGCUCCACAAAGACAACUGUCUCAUGUCCAAGGAGACCGUCUUUCCUCCUCCGGAUGGGCCGGCAGGGCCAGGGAAGGGCCCUCAGCGAGAGACACUUCCCCUGCUGCCAACCUCGCAAGAUGCUUGUGACAGUGAAUCAUCAGGAAGAACACCAUCUCCCAGGAGACCAGCCACUGACGGACAAAGUCACGUGACCGAGGAGAAGCCUAAUUAUUGCGAGCCUGUACGAACUCAACCUCAGUCUGAGUCUCAGCCAGCGCCCUCUGAGCCUGCCGAGGGAGACGCUGGCAAGGACCAAAAUGGCUUUCGCCACAACAGCACUGGCACACCCGCGCUGAGUAACGGCAACGGAAUCCACCCUGGCAUUGGCGGGGCCGGUGCCACGCGCGUGUGCUCCUGCGGUGCCAGCAUCAACGCGGGUGCCAUGGGUGGAUCGGGCCCUGGCGCAAGAUCAACCACGACAGAGCAGCCCAGGAAGCAGCCGUCCACGCCUGUGUCGCAGAGGAUGCAGAGGAAAUUGAGGUCCAGCUUGUCGGUCAACAGCGACAGCAGCCGACGCAGCAAAGGCAGUUCCACGGGGUCACAGAAACCUCCAUUACCGGAGGACUGCUGUGUCCACUGCAUCUUGGCCUGCCUGUUCUGUGAGUUCCUGACACUUUGCAACAUGGUGGUGGCGCAGGCCUCGUGCGGCGCAUGCACAUCAGAGGCUUGCUGCUGCUGCUGCUGCACCGACGACCUGGGCGACGACUGCAACUGCCCCUGUGACAUGGACUGUGGCAUCAUGGAUGCCUGCUGCGAAUCCUCAGAUUGCCUGGAAAUCUGUAUGGAGUGCUGCGGCAUCUGCUUCCCCACAUAGGGAGGCCUGCGUGGGUGUAGAGCAGAGUGCCUCUGCGGGGGGGGGUUAACUGGACCCUGGAUGGAAGAAUGGAAGGAAAUUGCUGCUGCUGUCACUUUGAAUUCAGCAACAGACAGAGGGAACAUGUGUGUUUGUUUGUGUGUGUGUGUGAGGGUCGACAUAUGUGUUUGUGGAUUGUGAUGACUGUGUGUGUGUGUGUGUGUGUGUGUGUGUGUGUGUGUGUGAGUGUGAGUAAAGCAUGCUUUGAAAGAUGUAUUUUGACACUGGGCUUCUCCAUCAAAACCAGCUCAGCAGGGGCUAGAAGUAACUCCAGAUAUAUGAACAUGUCAGUUAAAUCUUCAGUGUAUAGUAAGUAUUCUAUCCUUUUGCGUAAGAAGUAUUAUCACAGACUGCCUUAAAGAUUUUAUUGUUACAUCAGGAAUGCUGUCGAAUUGUAUCUUGCAUCUUUUUAGUCAUUUUCAUGACCAUACACUAAACACUUUUGAUGAAAAUGAAAAUCAAAAAAACUUUACAUUCACCAAAUUUUUGAUUUUCAAUACAUGUGCUUUUUUUUUUUUUAUGCUCAAAAACUGAGGUUGCAGUCUUUGUACUGUACAACACUGUAAAAGGUUUAUGUGACACAUUCUUAGUUGCAUACUGUAGUUUUGCAACACAGACUUAUCAUUACACAUAUCUACUGUAGAACAGUUGAAACUGGUGAAAUAUCAAAGGUGAAUCAGGACAUCAAAUCUGCUACUUACUAAAACCAAAGAGUAGAGAAUGUGCUUGUUUUAGGGAUGUUUUUACUUUUAUAUUUUUUAAUCAAAGUGGCCUAUUAUUACAGAAAACCUGCACAAAAUAGCUGAUAAGCUCAUGAUUGUUUGCGAAAUCUUUUGUAAGUGCUGGAAAGUCUAUAAAAACAUGUACCAAAGAAUCUCAUCUCUGAUUGGGCAGCAUUCAAAGACGUGGGUUUUACUGGAAAUACAGUGCAGAUUCACAUUUUUUUUUAAUACUCAGCUCACUGUACAGUUUUCUGCAACGUUAAGAUAAACAAUGUGUACAGCUUAUGUCUUUAUUUCUACGAGAGUCCUCCUCUAAUGUUAACCAUCAACGAUUAGGCUUUGUCAGCUGCAUACGGUACAAGUCUUCUCUGUGAUGCUAUACUACGUACAGUACAUACUGUGUGAGUGUGACUUGUUGAACUGCACUCUGUUCAUGAGGGGCGUGAUAAGGAAUUAAAAAAUGGUGACCCUGGUUGCCAUAUAAGCGGCUUUCGGGUAUCAAGCCCAGUGACUCAAAAUACAAAAAAGGAAUCAUGAACUGUCAUGUUGAAAUGGUAAACUAAUGCAGGGUAAAGGCAGUUUUCUUCUCCUUUUUUCCCCUCUGUUCCUUAAUUCUGUGUAUCUCGAGAUGAGUUUGUGGUGAAUCACCAAUGGAGUCAUUUUCUUGUCUUGGAGAUCCGCUUUGAUGUUGUUUAAGUGAUGAUACUUAAUGCUGGCCCUCAUUAGCACUGCAUGCUAAAUGGUAACAAAAAGUGUCCCUUCCUAACGCCAACAAAGAUAAUGUGCUGUCAUGUACAGCUCAUCUUAAUGGUGCACUGUUAUUGUGUUAAAGGAGGCUGGAUAGGCACCUCUGCAGCAGAUAAUGUGCAGAAAGUAAACCUCAUUUUCAUGUUUAUGAUUAACUCACGCCACAAGUUUGUUACAGGCUAAAGAGUGUCAAGGAAACACUAUAUAGAUAAUGUGAAGAAUUCAUCUAAAAAGAAAGCGUAUAUACAUGUAGCUACAGUAGUUGUCCUCUUAUAUUAUACAGUGGUAUGUCUUUUUUUUUAUUCUGUGCCUUACACUUGAUCCUUAUCAUUUUCAUCUCAAUGCAUCAUUUGUCAAAUUGGAGUUCACAGCUCAUUUUAUUAGUUUUGUACUUUAUCUUCAAUCUCAAAGAGAACCGUUUUUAAAAAAUAAAACAUUACCAAAGAAAUGUA
Morone saxatilis (striped sea-bass) is the source of this 3207-nucleotide messenger RNA. It is a transcript of the gene mdfic, whose product is annotated as MyoD family inhibitor domain containing. The record is from RefSeq and is a predicted model, not a curated record. The transcript is spliced from 5 exons. NCBI's taxonomy places the organism in Eukaryota, Metazoa, Chordata, Actinopteri, Moronidae. Bases 414 to 1247 code for a protein of 277 amino acids.